Messenger RNA from Acanthamoeba castellanii str. Neff, 534 nucleotides. RefSeq names its product LIM domain containing protein. Lineage: Eukaryota; Discosea; Longamoebia; Acanthamoebidae. The transcript has 2 exons. Gene Ontology annotation, molecular function: actin filament binding. The record is from RefSeq and is a predicted model, not a curated record. The coding region runs from base 1 to 534 and encodes 177 amino acids. Gene Ontology annotation, cellular component: focal adhesion.
AUGUCGGCCAAGCCUUGCACCAAGUGCGGAAAGAACGCUUACCCCCUCGAGUCCCUCAAGGCCGGUGACGACACCUACCACAAGCUCUGCUUCAAGUGCGCCGAGUGCAACGUCGUCCUCAACCUCAACACCUUCAAGAAGGCCCAGGGCAACAUCUACUGCGCCACCUGCACCCCCAAGCCCAAGGCUACCGCCGUCGCUGAUGACGUCCGCACCAAGUCUGCCCUGAGCGCCCCCAAGGUCCAGUCUGGCUUCGUCGCCGCCCACAAGGGUGACUCCCGUACCGCCCCCAAGGUGGCCGACUUCACCCAGGACAAGGUCACCCAGGCCGGUGAGUUCGAGUCCGACGCCGCCCCGUCGACCGCCGACACUGCCGCGUACAGGACCGACCGCGUCGGUGACCUCCAGUCCGGCGAGUUCGAGUCUGAGGCCCAGGCCUCGCGCGCCGACACUGCCGCCCACAGGACCGACCGCGUCGGUGACAUCCAGGCCGGCGAGUUCGAGUCGAACCCCCAGCACAGGACCUACGAGUAA